Molecule: messenger RNA, 4424 nt
Organism: Penaeus vannamei (Pacific white shrimp)
Lineage: Eukaryota; Metazoa; Arthropoda; Malacostraca; Decapoda; Penaeidae
Source: RefSeq, a predicted model, not a curated record
GGUAUACUGCCCUACAGCGCGCGGCGUGCGAAGGUCACCUCGAAAUCGUCCGCCAGCUCAUCAAACACAACGCGAAUGUCGACCAUCAGGAUGAUCAGCACGGCAACACGGCGCUGCACGAGGCCGCGUGGAAGGGCUACAGCCAGACGGCGGAGGCGCUGGUUCGAGCCAAAGCCAACGUGUACAUCAAGAACAAGGGGGGCUUCGCGCCCCUGCACCUGGCCUGCCAGAACGGCCACAACCAGACCUGCCGCGUCCUGCUCCUCGCUGGCUGCAAGCCCGACAUCAAGAAUAACUACGGCGACACCCCCCUGCACACGGCGGCGCGGUACGGCCACGCCGGCGUCACGCGGAUCCUCCUGUCGGCCAAAACCAACGUCGGCGAGAUGAACAAGAACGGCGACACAGCGCUGCACAUCGCGGCCGCCAUGGGGAGGAGGAAGCUCACCCGAAUACUGCUCGAGUCCGGCGCCGACCAGACGAUCAAGAAUAAGCAAAACGAGACCCCGGGCGACAUAGCUAAGCGAAAGGAGUUCGAACAGAUCCUGGAGAUCCUGAAGAAUCCUCCUCCUGUCGUGACUCCCGAGGAGCGGCUGCGGAGGGAACAGGAGCAGAAGAAGAAGGAGCUGAAGGAGGCAAAGGCCAAGGGAGCGUCGGGGGGCAAGGCGAGCAAGGGGGCGGCGGGGGGCAAGAGCGACAAGAAGCGCGAGAAGACCAACGACAGCGGGACGUCGAGCAAGGACAGCAGCACGCGGGCCAAGGAGAAGAAGAAGCACAAGGCGGAGCACAAGGAGAAGCGCCGCGCGAAGCACGUGGAGUGGUCGCCCUACGGGUGCCAGUUCUACCCUCCGGCCACGGCGGAGUUGGCGGCGCUCAACAUCGACUCCUUGCCCAAGGAACCGCUAGCCACGGGCGAGCAGUACUUCAUCGACCUCGCGGGAAAUAUCAAGAAGGGACCCGUCGGCGUGGGUUACACGUGUUACUGCGCGCCCUUCUUCAGGAAUGUGGAAAGCAAACUGGAGAAGGACAAGGUAGCGCUCAUGGACCACAUUGACGCUGCUCAUGACAAACUCGAUGCCAAGAUCACUAACCUCGAGCACCGCACGCGGUCGCACAUCCAGCAUCUCAGCGACACCGUCAAGCAGAAGCUGGCGGCGGAGAAAGAAGAGUGUCGUCAGCGGGCUGAGAGAACCCGGACGUCUCGCGAUGCGGAGGCAGAGCUGAGGGCGUCGCAACUCCGGCAGUGGGUGGAGCGUCGUCUCGCAGCGCAGAACUCAGGAAGCCCCGUCGCCCAUACGCCCAGGACCUGCACCGCCUUCAGAGGCUCAAUCCGAAGGGGAAGAGACCCUGUGACGGGGCUCUUCCCUUUGACGAGAUCCCGCUCAGAAGAAGCUGUAUCAGAGUAUCGGGAGGAAGGAGAGAGCGACCAUGAACCUGUGUACAAGGGACUCAGGGUGCUCGACCACCCGACGUCCAUGUACAAUAUUCCUCAGACCCUCAACGACGAGAUUGACACUGUCAUCUAUGAUUCACCAAAGCCCAUCGCCUCGCUGGUUCCCGGCGCCCUACGAUGUCCUUCACCAGAUGACCAUCACAUCCGGAGUGUGUCUGCAGAUGGUCGCGGCGGACCGCCGACGAGCAGACAGGAGGGUCGAAGUCAUUCAGUAGAUGCUCGACAAGUCCUGGGUGAUCCACGAAGUCAAAUGGAGGAGAAGAGAGGCCCAGAAAAGCCUCGGGGUGAGAGUCCCGGCUGGCUGGCCACGAACAGAGACCUUCUGAACGAGUCUACCAGCAGUGAUGCUUCUGCUGGUCGUCGAGGAAGUCGCGGGAGCCGAGGAGUAAGCGGGUCGUCUGCCCAUGGCUCACCUCUGGUCGGCCGCAUGAGUCGCUACUCCCCAGCUCAACCAUCGCCGCUCUUGCGCCGCCCGGACUUGACUUCGCAGGGCGAGGUCUUGAUUGCUCCUCCAAUGAGACCUGCGCCCCUGCACCACUCCGACCUGAAUCAGGCGGUGGACAACCUGCGGGUGUCGCACGCCGAGCACGGGGCGAUACCAAAGACCAACGGCCGAGCAGAGGAUCGCGACGAAGACCGGGACGACGCGCACGACCAUCAGCAGCAGGAAUGGAGUGGCUACAGCCGUUACGAUUAUCGCAACACCAAUCCGUAUAUGUAUGGGGAUCUUCGCGGCCGCAAUCCACAUGCAAGGCCGCCUCCUAUCACCAGUGCUCCCCUAGAGCACAAAGCCGCAAAGCCAGGGUAUGAGGCCUACCCGCAAUACCCAAAGACACCCGAGGAAGGACAGACGGCAGAGACAUACCACGCUUCACUAGCGCAAGCCCACGAGGACUUCGAUGCUGCCACCUAUCUGGACAUGGACAGGUAUAGGAUACAGCAAGCAGUACGACGUCUGUAUGAUGGUUAUAUGGCGGAGGGCCGCCUCGACCCAGUCCAGCGCCGGCCAAACCUGGAGUCGUCUCUGGAACACGAUUCCCACAAUGAUUCCGGCUACUCGACCCGCCUGUGCACGGGCUCCCAGGGCCCCUCGCCUGCCCUCUCAGGUGGGCAUGAAGUGUCAUCAGACACCGAGAUGAAGCACGUGUCCGAAACGUGUCUACAGGAGGCCAGUAGGCACGUGGUAGUCGAAGCCAGGGACGGAGGCAGACACCCUCCGGGAAGAGACGCGGCCUACGCUACGGGCGCCAUUUCAAGGUUCUCGAACGGUUUGCCGCAGGGUACUUCGGCGUCCCGGUUCUCAACGCCACACUUGGGGAACGACAAAGUCAUUAUCGGGGAAUCGUCUCUGGUGUAAUAUGGAACAGAGCAUAAUAUGUGGCGAAGAUGGAAUUACCGAAAAAAAAAUUCUUUGGUUUUAAGAAUAACCAUAAAAGUUCAAAUAAUAGCCAAGGUUAAUUAGAACAUGUGUUCUGAAUUAGAAAUUCAUUGUUAAGUUAAACAGGUAUUGCUUUUAAUGAAGUGAUUUUCAAAAAUACAUAAAUAAGUAAAAUGAUGUACAUAAUGUGAGAUAUACCAGUCUCGGUGCUUGUAUAAGAUUCCACAAAUGUAUAGUGUAUAUAAGAAUUUAUAUAUAUAUAUAUAUAUAAAUAUAUAUGUGAGUAUGUAUACUCAGAUUUGUAUUCUAAUUUGCACAUUGCAGCGUACUGUAUAAUGAAAAGAUUUAUUCAUAAAAAUAAUUGUAUUUUAUAAUCUUGAAAUCUCUUUAGCUAUAAGAAACUAUGUACCUGACGUAAUUGUUAUUGCUUCAGCAGAUUGCUCUCACAGGAAGAGAGAAUAUAAAACACACAUUUUACAUACUCAUACCAUAGGGUAAAACUGGUACAAAUUUAAACUCAUGUAUAAUUUCGCUGAACAAAGUAAGGACAAGUGCUAGACCGAAGGGUUCAGUGGGUAAGGGGGCGCCGUGCACAUUUUCCUCAGUGUGACGAAAACUUCAGUAUUAUCCACCACACAAGACGCGUUAAUGCUGACCUCCACUCAUGAAUUUGCCAGCCGAUACAGUAUGGUAAUAGUAUUAUUAUAUCACUGCCAUCCUCGCAAAUGCAACGUGACUGCCCCACUGAGAGCUUGUACUGGUUACAGGCUUUCCUUCUGAUGUUGCACUGGUUUUGUUGUCGCUGUCAGCGGUGUCAGGAAAAAUAAAAUAAUAACCGUGUCUGGCUUGGUUUGCGAGUCCAUGUCGGAUAGAUAAGAUGUCUUGCUUGUUAUUUUUUCAUCGUUUUUACUACUUGCCUUUGCUUUCUUUACUCAUGAGACUUUGGUGUCCUUUAUCUAGCAAGGUACAACUUUUGUUCUUUUAAAGUGUUAUACGAAGAAUCGAGAUCUCCUUCAUUUUGAAGAGGUACGACUGCUCAAGAGGGUUACCGAACGAGUCGUUUCUUCCCUGCUUCAAUAACGGCAGGUUGCAAGCUAACGCUAAUUCCACUAAUAAAUGCAAUGAAUGACAGCAAUCUAUCUCCGUCAAUCACGAACGCAGAACGAUGCUCAGUGAUUAACCAUUCAACUGUUUCCGUUGCAACAUUCACAUCGCGUUCAGUGCCGAAUUUGGGCUAACUGAAAAAAAAAAGGAAAAACGUGCUACGGGAUAGAAAGCUGUCAUCGUCGCCCGCUUUCGUUCCUGCUUGAAACUAGAAGUCUCAAAGCAUUGAAAGAAAAUAAUCCUUAAGCAGUGCGAACAGGUCGAGUGACGGGGCAGUCUGUCGCAACCGAGGUCACAAGAAGUGCCAAACCCAAUGCCACUUUGAGGCGCGAGGUCUUGCACGCAUCACCAAAGGUCAAUCACAAAGAAUCAUAGGCGUCACAACAUCCUAGCACACAUGGCCGCAGUGUUACUCUGUGUCUUAUACAGUGCUCGACACGUUAUACCCAAUGUAUAUAGCAUGUAUUUUCAAUAAACGCUUUGCUGCUC